Messenger RNA from Cotesia congregata, 1725 nucleotides. The record is from the annotation of a GenBank genome assembly. NCBI's taxonomy places the organism in Eukaryota, Metazoa, Arthropoda, Insecta, Hymenoptera, Braconidae.
AUGAUAAAUAAAAAAAAAAGUUACUUUCUAAUUUUGACAGUUGAUUUUAGGAUUUUUUUUCAUAUAUAUAUAUAUAUUAAAAUGGAAACACUGGAACUUAAAGAACUAAAGAUUGUAGCUGUAUCUGAUGAAGAAAUAAAAAAACAACAAAAGAGAGGAGUCAUUUAUCAGAUGUCGAUGAGUUUGCUGGCAAAUUUCACAAUACUUGGUCCAGCGAUGUCUUUAGGGUACAGCGCGGUAAUCCUCCCGACACUUCGAUCUGCAAAUAGUGACUUGCCAAUAACCGAGGAUCAAGCUUCAUGGAUUGCUGGAUCGGCGGCAUUUGGUACCCCAAUAGGUUGUAUGUUGUCUAGUUUAAUAAUGCGUCGAGGUCGGCGACUAAGCUUGAUGGUGACAUCGACCUUCUCCCUGAUUGGAUGGGUUUUAAUUUACAUGUCUACGAAUUACGAGAAGCUUGUAGUCGGAAGAAUAAUCGCCGGGAUUGCGACUGGUUUAGCUUCCGUUCCAGCUACUGUUUAUACCGCUGAAGUUGCUGAUCCUCUAUGGCGAAGUGUUAUGGUAACUUGGAGUAGCAUCGCUAUCGCCUCAGGCAUACUUUUGGUCUACGUAUUUGGUUACUUUCUUCAGGUAAUAAUAAUAAUAAUAAUAAUAAUAAUAAUAAUAAUAAUUAUUAUUAUUAUUAUUAUUAUUAUUAUUAUUAUUAUUAAUAAUAAUAUUUUUCAGGACAAUUGGCGUCUAUUAGCAUUAAUUUGUGGCCUUUUUCCUGCUAUUUCUAUAAUAAUGAUGCUACUGGCACUUCCAGAAUCCCCACUUUGGCUUCGAGACAAGGGUCGGAUUGACGAGGCUCGGAUUUUAAUGAAAAAAUUUCGCGGAGUAUCUAAAGAUAACGCAACAACGCCUGCUAUUGAACAGGAAUUGAAUAAUCGUCCUCGUAUUAGUAAUAAUAAUAAUAAUAAUAAUAAUAAUAAUAAUAUUAUCAUAAGUAGUGAUAAACAAUCAAUUUUCAAGUAUUUAACAAAAAAAAGUUCACUAAAACCUUUUGGAAUAAUGAUGGGUUUUUUCUUUUUUCAACAAUUUUCGGGUAUUUUUGUCGUUGUAUUUUACGCGGUAGAUAUUAUUGAAGAAGCUGGUAUACAAAUAAAUGGUUACUUUGGGGCAAUUUUAAUAGGAAUAACACGUCUUGCAGGAUCUAUUAUUGUAGCUUGUGCGUCAAAAAAAUGGGGAAGACGGAUUCCAUCAAUAAUAUCAGGUGUUGGAAUGACUGUAUUUAUGGGAUUACUUUCAGUAUAUCUUUAUCUUAUUGACCGGGGAAUAAAUAUUGGUGACACUGGUUUAAUACCAGCUAUUUGCAUUCUUGCGUACAUUUUCAUGAGUACAAUUGGAUUUUUGACUCUUCCAUUUGCAAUGGUGGGGGAAAUAUUUCCUACCAAGGUUAAGGACAUUCUCUCUGGUUUAACCGUCUGUUUCGCUUACAUAUUUAGUUUUAUAAUUGUUAAAUGUUAUCCAGAUAUGAUUUUAGCAAUGGGUAAACAUUCGGUAUUUAUAUUUUUUUCAGUGAUAUCUCUUUUGGGGACUGUUUUUGUUUUUCUUUGUCUACCAGAGACCAAGGGUAAAACUCUUAAAGAAAUAGAUCAACUUUUUUCACGUAAAAAAAAUAGUUUAGAGUUGAUUCCAGAAAAGGAAAAGAUUGUUAUUGAUAAAAAUAAACACACAUCAGAUGUUUAA